Aspergillus affinis is the source of this 1101-nucleotide messenger RNA. Its product is annotated as NAD(P)-dependent alcohol dehydrogenase. Lineage: Eukaryota; Fungi; Ascomycota; Eurotiomycetes; Eurotiales; Aspergillaceae. The transcript has a single exon. Gene Ontology annotation, molecular function: oxidoreductase activity. Bases 1 to 1101 code for a protein of 366 amino acids. The record is from RefSeq and is a predicted model, not a curated record.
AUGGCCGCCAUUCCGCCGACAAUGCGUGCCUGGGUGGGCAUGCGGCGCGGCCCCGUCCGCAGCUCACUCGAGCUGAUCCCCGACUUCCCCACACCCGCAGUCCCGGCGGAAUCGUCCUCCGACGUACUGAUCCGCGUGUCGCACGUGGCGCUGCAAGUCAAUAGCGAGUUGUUCUUUAAGGCGCUGCCCAAGCUGUCUCUGACCGGCCCGUUUAUCCCGGAGCUCGAGCUGUCCGGUGAGGUGGUGGCGGCCGGGGAGAACGCGCCCGCCGAGGUACGCGACCCGGGAACGCACGUCGUGGCUUUCGAGGUCGCUCCCCUCAAGGUGAUUUUGGGUCGUGGCAUGCUGGCUGAUUAUGUGCGGCUGCCCAGUAGUCAAGUCGUGCGAAUUGACCCUGCUGUUGACAUGGCGUCGGCUUCGGGUCUCAGCUGCUCCGGGUGCGCCGCGCUCAAGAUGAUCCGCACGGUGGGGGUGCGCGAGGGUCACACAGUGCUGGUCAACGGGGCCAGUGGCUCCGUCGGCUCGCUCCUCGUGCAGCUCUGCAAGCUGCGCGGCGCCAAAGUGGUGGGUGUGGCCAGUGGUGGCAACGAGGCCAUGGUGCGCGGCAUGGGCGUAGACGAGGUAGGAGAGAGGCCUGCUUGGUAUCUUGCUGCUGGACUAACGCCUGCGCAGUUUGUCGACUACCGACAACACGAUCCGCUCCCAGCUUUCUUGGCGAAUCAGUAUGGCGACAAGCCGUUCGACUUUAUCCUCGAUUGCGUCGGCACGCAAGCCCUCUUCGUACACUCUCCAGGUUAUCUCAAGGCCGAUGGCGCCCUGGUCAAUAUUGGUAUGCUCGAAAACAUGCUUGCGACGACAUUCCACAUCCUGCUCAAUACCCUGUUACCCACCUGGUUGGGUGGCGUGCCCCGUCGCUAUAUGAUGGUCAGUUCGCCUCCGCUGCGCGACGACGUGGUCUACUUGGCCCACCUAGUCGAGGAGGGACACUUACGGAUUCCCGUCGACUCGGUCUUCGCCAUGGAGGAUGCACUGCUCGGCUAUGAUCGCAUCGCUACCAAACGCUCCAAGGGUAAGGUUGUAGUCAAUGUGCGUGGCGACUAG